AUGGCCCUCGCCCCAGAGCUCGCGACCUUCGCCGCGGGCUGCUUCUGGGGCGUCGAGCACAUCUUCCUCCAACACUUCCCCAUCGCGCAGGACAAGGGCGUCCUGCGCACGCGCGUCGGGUUCACGGGCGGGAAGCCCGAGGCCGUCGAUCCUGACUAUCCGACGGUGUGUACCGGGCGCACCGACCACGCCGAGGCGCUCCAGAUCGAGUUUGACCCGGACAAGGUCGGGUAUGGCGAGCUUGUUGAGUUCUUCUACAGGACGCACGAGCCGACGACGCUCAACUCCCAGGGCCGUGACACCGGCACGCAGUACCGCUCCGCGAUCUUCUACCACUCCCCCGAGCAGCUCCAGAUUGCAAAGCGCGUCACGGACGACGUCCAGAAGAAGCAUUUUGACCCUAUCGGCAAGAAGAUCGUCACCCAGAUCGUACCCGCUGGGCCGUGGUACGACGCCGAAGACUACCACCAGGAGUACCUCCACAAGAACCCAUCGGGGUACCACUGUCCCACGCAUCGCCUGCAUUGGUGA
Molecule: messenger RNA, 531 nt
Organism: Laetiporus sulphureus 93-53
Lineage: Eukaryota; Fungi; Basidiomycota; Agaricomycetes; Polyporales; Laetiporaceae
Product: peptide methionine sulfoxide reductase
Exons: 5
Coding region: 1-531 (176 amino acids)
Molecular function (GO): peptide-methionine (S)-S-oxide reductase activity
Source: RefSeq, a predicted model, not a curated record